Molecule: messenger RNA, 8272 nt
Organism: Morone saxatilis (striped sea-bass)
Lineage: Eukaryota; Metazoa; Chordata; Actinopteri; Moronidae
Gene: letm1
Product: leucine zipper-EF-hand containing transmembrane protein 1
Exons: 15
Coding region: 277-2553 (758 amino acids)
Biological process (GO): intracellular monoatomic cation homeostasis
Cellular component (GO): mitochondrial inner membrane
Molecular function (GO): calcium ion binding; ribosome binding
Source: RefSeq, a predicted model, not a curated record
UCAUCCGCAGAGAGGAGAAGGACAUGGAGCUAAAUCUGCCGAUGUGCACUCAUUUAUCCGUCGUAGCUUGUUAAAAGCAUACAAGGUUGUUGUUUUUUUUAGGGGAGGGGGAGGGGGGGUUGUUGUUUCUGUUUACCAGGACAGCGACUCUUUGUUUAGCUUUUUUUUUUUUUGUUCCAACGUCUUUAACGAGCAGUGGCGAGCUAAGCGGCUAACCAAAGCGGCUAACCAAAGCGUAACAGUUUAAAGGUAGUUCAAACAGAAAGUGUCCUCCGCAUGGCGUUAAUCCUGUUUACGAGGUCCCGGGCACCUUUAAUGAAAACAUCCAGGUCGUUAAAGAACGAAUUCAGGAAAGGGAAACUACAAGAUGGUGCCUGUUUCAACUGCACCGCGCUCAGACUCUCCAGUCAAAAACCCGAUGGACUCCGGCUCGGCAGCUUGUCCCAGGUCUCUUCAUCCAGUCCUUCCCUCCCUUUGUCAGAUGGCCCGGACUCACAGAGGCUCUACUGUGCCUAUGUGCUGGGGUCCUCUCCUUCACCGUACCCGGCUAUUACAGCGGGAUCCCAGUGGACGAUAGCACGGCCACAGGACAUCACCGGUGUGAGGUGGAUACACACCUCGAGGAGGAGAUGGGACGACUCCAAGGUGGAGAAGUCACUGCGUUCGUUAAAGGACAAGAAGAAGAAACUGGAGGAGGGAGGGCCUGUGUACAGCCCCACACUGGACGCCAAACCUGUGAGAAGGACGGUGCGACAGUGGGUGGUGGAUGAAAUCAGGCACUACUACCACGGCUUCAGGCUGCUGUGGAUUGAUACCACCAUUGCUGGGCGCAUGCUGUGGAGAGUGCUGAACGGAAACCCUCUGUCCCGACGCGAGAGGAGACAGUUCCUCAGAACAUGUGCCGACGUCUUCAGACUUCUUCCCUUCCUCGUCUUCAUCAUCGUCCCCUUCAUGGAGUUCCUGCUCCCUGUAGCUCUGAAACUCUUCCCCAACAUGCUGCCGUCCACCUUCGAGACACAGUCAAAGAAGGAGGAGAGGUUGAAAACUGAGCUGAGAGUCAAACUGGAGAUGGCCAAGUUCUUGCAGGACACCAUCGAGGAGAUCGCUCUGCGGAACAAGGCUGCCCAGGGCAAUGUGACGGAGGAGUUCUCUACUUUCUUCCAGAAGAUACGGAACUCUGGGGAACGUCCCAGUAAUGAGCAGAUCAUAAAAUUCUCCAAACUGUUCGAGGAUGAGCUGACUCUGGACAACCUGACCCGACCUCAGCUGGUGGCUCUCUGCCGUCUCCUGGAGCUCCAGUCCAUUGGGACCAACAAUUUCCUCCGCUUCCAGCUUAUCAUGAAGCUGAGGGCCAUCCGUGCAGAUGACAAGCUGAUAGCAGAUGAAGGUGUGGCGAGUCUGAACGUGAACGAGGUGCAGGCAGCGUGUCGCGUCAGAGGGAUGAGAUCUCUGGGAGUCACAGAAGAACGACUGAGGGAACAACUCAGCCAGUGGCUGGAGCUGCAUCUGAACCAGCAGAUCCCCACAUCCCUGCUGCUGCUGUCCCGAGCCAUGUACCUCCCCGACACCCUUUCCCCCGCUGACCAACUGAAGACAACACUGCAGACGCUGCCUGAGAUGGUGACAAAGGAGGCUCAGAUGAUAGUGGCAGAGAUGGAGCUCUCCAAAGUGGACAAUAAGACCAAGCUGGAGACGACAUUACAGGAGGAGGCGGCCAUACGCCAGGACAACAAAGACAGGGAGAUGGAGAGGUUGGCGGACGCUGCGGAGAAAGCUGCCAGGGAGGGUGAGCUGGAGUUCGAAGAAGAGCUGACUAGAGCCGACAAGGCUGCUCAUUCAGAGAUACUGAGGGAUACAGCACCUGUCAUCGAAGCAAUCAAGGGUGAGGAGAUCACCAAAGAAGAGAUUGACCUGUUGAGUGAUGCAUGCUCAAAGCUGAAGGAGCAGAAGAGGCUGUUGACUCUGGAAAAGGAAGAGCUUGAAGAACUGAAGGAUGAUGUCCAAGAAUACAAUGAGGAUCUGGAAGAAAUAAAGAAGGAGCUUUCUAAGACCGGCCAAGAAGAGGCACUGGAGGAGUCAAAGGCGAGCCAGCGUCUGUCCAAGAGAGUAAACCGCAUGAUCGGUCGCAUUGACAAGAUAAUCCUGGAGCUAGAGAAGGACAAAGUUAUCCUGGACGGACAGAUGGACAGUGGAACAACCCCGCCUGUCGGAUUAUUCUUUACUAAACAUAGUGAUGCGACAAGUCUGUUCCACUCCUUCAGGGAGAACCUCAUCAGCAUCGACGAGCUGAUCAGCAUCAUGCGGCAGAUCCAGAACAUUCCCGAGCACAAGCUGCAAAGCAUCGCGGACGCUCUCGACGACAACAAGGAUGGGAAGAUCGACAUUGACGACGUCAUCAAAGUGGUGGAACUGAUCGACAAGGAGGACGUCGACAUCUCCACCUCUCAGGUGGCUGACAUCAUGGUGAUGCUGCAGAAGGAGGGGAAGCUGAUGGAGAAGGAAAAGGCCAAGGAUAAGGCAGAAAAAGAAAAGGCAGCCACACUCAACAGCUAACUCACUUUCCAUAAAGACACUCGUAGCACCUGUAAAAAAAAAAAAAAAAAGACCACUGAGAAGUUUGUGACUGGUACCUGGUCACAGAAAACUCUUCUGGACAAGUCGAGAGAGAGUCACAAGGUAACAGCUGCCUUCUCAAAAUGUAAUUUCACCAUAAAUUGAACUCUUAAAAAAUAGUUUAAAAAUGAAGAAGGCAUAUUGCCUUUUCAACGCACAAAAUCUAAAAGAAACUUAAAUUGCCAUUAAGUUAAACUGUUCUGGACUGAUCGUUUAUUAUAUGUUGAUAUUUGGUUUUGUGUAGUUUUAUUGCUAGAGGGAACACAAUGACAUGAAACCGCGGUUGUUCUCCCAACUUUAGAGUUGGAAAAGGGGGAAAUUCAUCAAAGCUUACCUUUGGAAAAUAAUAUUAGGAGAUUGUUUAAAGUUUGAGGUGAACCGUCUUGCCUUUCAUUUCAUUUAUGUCAUCUCAGAGAAAUGAGAUAUCAUUUCUGGAUUUUGCACAGUAAAAAUCAUUGUCUACACCUUCAUUUCUUUUUUUGUUUAUCUAUCAUACUCCCUUAUUGUAAAGUAACGUGUUAUUUUCCAUGAAUUGUACUUGGACAGGGUAUCUUAUCGCUGGCUAUAGGUUGUUUAAAUGGUGGCUGCAACCAAAUAUAUCAUUACUCAACAUAGAAACCAUCAACUGAUGUGUGCAGGUUUAAUGAGUUGAAUUUAAAAGUUCUAUAUUCUAAGUCUAACAAUAAAAAAGUCAUAGCUUUAAGCUCAUCCUUCCCACUAAAACAGAUGUAAAUGGAGGAGGAUUCAUGCUGUAGAAGUGUUGGAUGUUUGUCCAAAAAAGCCAAAGACUGACAUUAGCAACAUUUAGAUCAAUAUUAAUAUUUACUGUACUGUAAUUCCUAAUUUUGUACUUAUUGCAUAAUAAUCUUUUGUCCAUUUUAGCACAGCUCUUCAUAUAUAUAUUCCUAUUGUGUUCAAUAGCUCUCUGUAAAAUGCCAAAGUUGCACUGUGGCACAUUUAAUGACAGAUUCUGAAUAUUCCCUAAAAUAAACAACCAGUUACUGAUAUUAAUGAGCAGUGAGGAUCAUAAUCAGUAUAGGGACACUAAACCAGCACAUCCAAGAGGUAGAUUUCUGUUUCAGCAAGUAAACGUAAGUUGUUCUGUGGUUGUCUGGUCAGAGAGUGAAAGGGGCUUUUUGUGAAUGUUAAAUAGUUCUGUGUGCAUAAGCAGUAAUAACCAUGGUAAUCCAUAGUUUAAAUGCAAAGUGGCCUUCUCUUGACACAGAUAUUAUAGAUCAUACACUGUUGUAUAUUUAUUUUUUGAGUAUUUUAAGACAAUGGUAGAGCUCUGAUAUUGUUCUCUUUGAGGAUUUACCUGAUGUCAUUUAGUUUUGGGCUGAAGUCUGGAUGAACUCAGUUGUAAAUCGUUGAGGCACAAACUGAGUCCUCGGUUUUGUUUCAUUUGCACUGUAGCGGUGAAUGUGUGCGGGUUGUAAACAGAAAGUGUUUAUUUCAGAUAGUAUUCUAGUCAACUUCUGACCAUUAUAUUCAUCUUGCUCUUUCUGGUAUUUCUUCAGCUGUGUUCACACUGCAAGCAGCUUGGCCAUUGUAUUUUAUAUUCCAGUUAUGGUUGCAACUAACGAUUAUCUUGAUCACAUUUGACUCAUUUGGUUUUAUCAUUUAAUAUGUAAAAUUUGACAGAGAUGUCAUGACAGGAGCCCAAGGUGACAUUGUUUUGUUGGACCAACACUCAUUAUCUUUGGGUUUCAUUUAUAAUUAUAGACGUUUAAAUCAGCUAAUGUUCAACAUUUUUGCAUAAUAAAUUACUUCUACAUGUAAUAAAUGAUUAAAACGUAAUGUUCUGUCAAUAAAAUCAUCAAUUAAUCGAAUUAUUUCAACAUUAAUUUCAAUCAAUGUUGGUCAAUGUAAAAAGCUUUGUAACGUUAAAAUAUUUUGACUUUUACGCUGCUAGUCUAUGAAAUAACUAGAGCUGAGCAACCUGCGCCGAUGACUGCAAUUCAAAGCUUUCCAAAGGAAAUAAAUGGACUUUUUAUCAUGUUGCUUGCAGUGCGAACCCACAGUAAAGCGUUGAUCCACCUUUACUGUUGAAUUGAAUUGAAUAUUGGUUAGUGUGUAGUCAUCCUUCAGUAACCAGAGAAGAGCUCAGGUGUGAACAUAGAAGACAGAGUGGUACUUGAGAUAACGCUGAGUGGACGAUUCUCCAUUUAAUCCGUUCCCGGAAUCCGCUGUCAGACGUGCUGAUGAUUAAGAAGGCGUUCGUCUUCCAUCAGGCACUGUCCCCAGUUCAGGCCCAGCUCUGCCUCGCCUGGGACCAGUCAGACUGAUGGGUGCAGGGUAAACACUCGCCCCAUACAUGGGCCAAAGCCAGCCCCAGCGGAGGGUUGUGUUUAGGUUAGAGACGAUCCGGCGGGACAUGGCACGCUCUUUGCCGCAUAAAUCAGCAGUCAGUGUAAACACAUCACGGGAACGUUGUGACAACUUCUCGAUUACACUUGGCAGGAGAGAGUGGUGUUUGUGUCCCUGCGCCUUAUAGGUCGGACUCAGGGCAGCGCUGUGUACAUUAGCAGCACUGCCACUGUUUCUAGGCAUGGAGGGCUCAAAGGUCGAAUGAGGGAAUUACCAGGAUAUGUAAGGAUCAUGGAGAUCAAUACUGAAGUUCCAGUGUGGGCUUUUAAGGUUUGGGAGGAAACCAGUAAGAAAUACAGGGUGGUUCUUGAGAAAGGUUGACCCUUACUCAGCUCAACAUCAUCAUCUGGCAAGGUGUUGUGCUGUCACAUGUAUCUAUGUAUCUACUUUUUACCUGGCAAUUGUGGCAACUGAGGAUAAAUAGAUUGUUUCUUUGAUAUUUCUCCACAGUUGUAAAAGCUUUACUUACUACUGUGUAUACUAUAGCAUAAAUUGUCCAGUGUUUUAUUAACCUUCAAACGCACCAGAAGAGUCCAGUAGAGCUGAAACAAUUAGUCAAUUACUCAACUGGCAGAAAAUUAAUUGGCAACUUUAUGAUAACCGAUUAGUCAUUUACAGUAUUUUUCAAGCAAGAAUGCCAAAAAUUCCCUACCGCUAACUUCACAAAAAGAAAAAAAAAAAAUCUGAAGAUUAAUCGAUUAUGUUUCCCAGAAGACAAAUGAUCUUGAAAAUAUGAAAAGCUGUUUGUUUGUUUAAGCCCUGAUAAGGGUUUUAUUCAUUAUUUUCACUCCUGAUUAUUUUUUGCAUUAAUCUGUUAAUCAUUUAGUCUACGAAAUGUAAGAAAAUUGUGAAAUUUUUUCUUUCAUCUUUGAAGUGCUUGUUUUUGUCAAAAACCCAAGCAUAUUUAGUUUACAAUGAUAUAAAACUAAAGUAGAAAAACCUCAUAUUUCACAAGUUGAAUGUAGCGAAUGUUUGGCAUUUUUUGCUUAAUGAAUCUGCUCUUAUAUGCAUAAGAUGUGUUUUUACAAAGUCUCAAAACAGUCCAUCAUCUAAAGAUAUUCAAUUUAGAAACAGAAAAUUCACAAGCAGAUUCUUACAUGUGAGGAGCUGCGACCAGAGAAUGUAAUUUCUUCUUUAUAAAUGACUUAAACACUUGACCAAUUAUCAGAAUAUUUGAAUUCGGACUCAAUUUGUGUCACUGCAGUCCUCUACAAUCAUUUCAUGCUCUGGUAUGUUCUUUGUGAGGAAUAUAUUUCAGCCAUUUAAGUCAGUAAUGUGACAUGACAGUCAUAUUUCCCGCAUGCUACCAGGAUGUGAUUACAAGAUAUGAAAACCUGUCAAACCUUCAGAUGCAUUCAAGAAAUCCUGGAAAAAUAAAUUAGAUUUUUGAAAAAGGAGACUAUGCAGGAACCCUGAUAGGAGUAUCAGCAGAAUGCCACAUGCCAGUCACUGAAUACAGACCCAAAACAAAAACAGUAUGUUUGCUUUUAUUUCCUCUGACAUCUCUUAGUUACAAAACCCUGAAACGAAGGCUUCUGCAGCCGUGUGUGGUAGUUUAUGAUUGUGUGUCCUCGUGUUUGGCUGCGGUACAAGGAGUGGAGCAGUGUUUUAUGACUCACCGCUGGCAGCAGUGUUGCACUGUGUUGUUGAAGCUGCUAUCUUUAAAGAGAGUCUAACCUAAGGGAGGAGGAAAGGAGAGAUGUAGUUGGCAGCGAAAGAAUUAUGACAGCAAAGUUAAACCAGUCGUUUUUCAUUGUUGACAGAGUCCAGUAGCCAAGCCUAGAGUCGUUUCCUGCCUUGCUUUUACUUUUUAGUGACUUUAAUUUGAUAUUUUAGACUAGUUAGAAUAAGAAACAGCUGAUUUUAAGCUUGCUGUCAUAAUUCUUCGACUGUUCUCCGUGGAGUAUUACCACUGUGUAAAUGCACUAUUACAGAGAGUAUACAGAUAGUACAGAUAUUUGUGUAUUAAUGUAUGGACUCAGGGUGUGAACGUCCAGUCUGAUGUGGUUUGAGCAGCUUCAGCACCAGCAGGGAGCUGAGGUUGGCGCACUGUGACCUACAAUACAGACCGUCCUAAAAGAUUCCCGUUGAGUUUGAGGAGUUGUAGAUCUUGUGUACUAGAAGAACAAAUUUUUAAAGCAAUAAGUCAUUUAUGCAUCAUUUAACUCUUUGAAUUGUGUUUUCCUCCCCUUUUGAAGUGGAACAAGUGUGUUUAAUUUGUUGAAAUUAUAUUGUAAUAUGUAAUUUAGAAGUUUUGGGUUCUUUGAUAUCAGGCUGAUAUUCUACUUAUUUGGGAGUUGGUGCACUUGUAGUUGAUUAUUGUAUUGACUUUUUGAAGAUGGAUGUACCCACGUUCUUUUCCUUUUGUAAGUAUUUUGCACUAGCCCUUUUUAUCACUAGCUAUUAGCUAGCUAUUUGUAGAAUGAAUAAGAACUUGACUUUUCUCUUGAGGUGGAAGUAAGGAGUCUGAAAGCAGGACCAGCAGGGGUUUUAAAGUCUGUCAGCUUCUGCAGAUACAGACCUAAAAAGGAGCAGCUCAGACCUCUCUCAGGUUCAUACGCAGCUCUGGAAACUGAAAAUGAAAUGAAAAAUAGAUGUAAAAAAAAAAUUAUUUAAUUGCAUUUUAGUGCAGCCACCAUUGUUUAACACAGGAAACUUGUUCUGAAGUUGUGUUAAGGCUGAAUGUGAAGCAAAUUUCCCUCCGCUCUCGAUUCAUAAUAUGCAAGACUAUUUUAAUCAAGUAAAAAAUGGAAAGAAGCGUUUGGAAGUGCGUCACUUUCUGUCUGAACACACAAUAAAGAAUCAUUUUCAGCUUGUAAAUGUUUAAAAGCCUCAUGUUAGGGCAGUCACCAUCAGUUUACAUGACAUUAAACCCCAAACAAAGUUUUCAGAAAAUAGCAGUCCAGUGUUGAUCUAUUGAGGUUUAAAAAGAAAACAACAGAAAUCAGGAAAAAUCUCUACUCAGUUUGAAAUGUGAGGGGACAUGUUGCAGUAUAAUCUCUUAACCUGGGUACUUUAUGCUUUUGGAAUUAGUUAGUGAAUCAAUCUAAAAUAUUUCUCACUGGAGUUUUUGUUUUGGGAUAAUUAUCGUGUUUAUUUAUUUAUUUAUUUAAUCAAAUUUAAAGUUUUUUUUUAUUCAUCUAGACCAAAACUGGAUUUAGUUUUAGUUGAACUUGAAUCUAAAAUGUAUUAAAAAAGCCUCAGUUUUCUUUUUUCACUCAUCAAGUGUUCAUGUAAAGAAACAUUUACAAAAUGAAUCAUAAGUGUUGAAUAAAUUAUGGAUGAUCCUGGA